Molecule: messenger RNA, 675 nt
Organism: Talaromyces rugulosus
Lineage: Eukaryota; Fungi; Ascomycota; Eurotiomycetes; Eurotiales; Trichocomaceae
Exons: 2
Coding region: 1-675 (224 amino acids)
Source: RefSeq, a predicted model, not a curated record
AUGCGUCAUCAAAAUAAUCCAGCGUCCAAUUUUCCAUCGCCGGCCCCUGUAGGUGAAUACCUGGCCAAUGGAAAUAAAAAUGACCCCCCUCUACUUCCGAAUGAUCCCACGCUAGGAUUCAAGUUCAAUUAUAUGAUGAUGAGAGUUCGCGACCCGUCGCGAUCUCUCCAUUUCUACAUCAACCUUAUGGGCAUGCGCACUGUAUUCACCGUCAACGUCGGUCCAUUUACGAUUUACUAUCUCGGCUAUCCGCAGACCGAGGAACAUCGACAAGACCUACCAAGAUUCGGAGAAGAGACUGUUGUCAAUUUGGGACAUACCCUGGGACUUCUCGAACUAUACCACAUCCAUGGUACCGAGAAAGAACCCCAACCUUGCUACGAAACGGGAAACAACCCUCCACACCUAGGUCUUGGACACCUCGGAUUUACAGUUCCAGAUGUUUCAAAAGCACUGGAUCAUUUGAAGCAAAAUGGAGUAGAGGUUGUGAAAGACUUGGGUGUUGCAACCCGAGAGACUAUUCCUUUAAGUGAAUGGGAAGCCCUCCGUGGGGUCGGUUUGGGGGAACUCCAUCCUGAGUAUAAGAAAGUGUUCAAGCAAAUCGCAUUUCUUAAGGAUCCGGAUGGUUAUACAGUCGAGCUCGUGUCCCAGAAGAUGAACGCACUUGACCCAUGA